UCUUUUUUUUUAUCAACUAGUCAAAAAUCAUCUAUCCCUUAUUGUGAGCCCACCGCCAGAUUUUAAUAAUAUAUAUUUUUUGGAAAAAAAUCGCCUUCCAAUCCGAAACAGGAUUUUUUUCCCGACAUCCCCUGUGCAAUACAUACAGUUUUUUCAUCCCAACUGUAUCUAUAUAUAGUCAAAUGCCCAAACUUCAUGGCCGGGGAAAAGCUAACACACUCACUCACAAAAAAAAAAAAAAAAAAAAAAACUAGUUUGCUGCAAAAGUUACAUCUUUGCUUUCCUGCAAAAAUUGCAUCUUUGCUCUGCUUCAAAGUUCACUUCUUUGCUAACAUGUGGAAUCUUAAGUUGACUCAAUUGUUUCCGGGUCUGCCUGAAGAACUCGGGCUCGAGUGCUUGACUAGGUUGCCUUACUCAGCGCACCCAGUUGCUUCCCAGGUCUGUCGUCCAUGGCGGACGCUAUUAGAAAGUCAACAAUUUUAUCAUCACAGGAAGAAAAAUGGCCACACCCAUAAAGUCGCAUGCUUGGUUCAAGCUCUUCCUCAUGAGCCCCUCGUAUCAGAAUCAGACGGACCCAAAUCCAACGACUCUCCCAGUUACGGAAUCGCCGUGUUUGACCCGGUGAGUUGCUCUUGGCAGAGAGUCGACCCGGUGCCCAAGUACCCAAAUGGGUUGCCUUUGUUUUGUCAACUGGCAAGCUGCGAAGGGAAGCUUGUGGCGAUGGGCGGAUGGGACCCGGUGAGCUACGACCCGGUCACCGACGUGUUUGUGUACGAUUUCACAAAUUCUCAAUGGAGAAAGUGCAACGACAUGCCGUCCAAGCGUUCCUUCUUUGCAAUCGGGUCCUACUCGGGUCGGGUCUACGUGGCGGGUGGGCACGACGAGAACAAGAACGCGUUGAAAUCAGCGUGGGUUUAUGAUUUGAGACUGGACGAGUGGACUGAGUUGACUCAGAUGAGUCAGGAGCGAGACGAGUGUCAGGGGGUGGUGAUUGGGGACGAGUUUUGGGUGGUGAGCGGGUACGGCACGGAGAGCCAAGGGGUGUUUGAGGGAGGCGCUGAGGCGUUGGAGUUCGGGUCGGGUCGGUGGAGGCGGGUGGACGGAGCGUGGGAGGUGGGCCAGUGCCCGAGGCAAUGCGUUGGGGUUGGGAGAGAGGGAAAAUUGACGAGUUGGAGUGAGUUGGACUCGGCGGUCCGAGUUGGAACGUGCGGAGUGACGGUCGGGGGUGGGACCCUGGUGAUGGGGUCGGAGUACCAAGGGGCAAAGCAAGGGUUCUAUAUGGUAGAGGAAAUGAAGGGAGGGCAAAAUGGUAAAUUGGAGAAGAUUAGUGUACCUGAUGAGUUUUCUGGGUUUGUUCAAUCGGGUUGCUGCGUUGAGAUUUGAAUUUUUAAUAGGACAUGCGUGACAUGAGCAUAUAUGUAUGUAUGAUUUUGGGUUCAAUUAUUUUGAACGGAAUGGGUACAUAUAGUUUUGUAUCUUAUUUUUCUGUUUUAUGACUAUGGAUACCCCGCAUGACACAAGUGGUUUGUACCAAGGGUCGGUCCAUUCAUUUUGGAGGACCUGGAUAGAAAUAAAAAUUUAGACAUUUUAUGUUUAAUGUGA
Messenger RNA from Prunus persica (peach), 1602 nucleotides. RefSeq names its product F-box/kelch-repeat protein At1g15670. The coding region runs from base 196 to 1383 and encodes 395 amino acids. Gene Ontology annotation, molecular function: protein binding. The transcript has a single exon. Lineage: Eukaryota; Viridiplantae; Streptophyta; Magnoliopsida; Rosales; Rosaceae. The record is from RefSeq and is a predicted model, not a curated record. Gene Ontology annotation, biological process: regulation of phenylpropanoid metabolic process; negative regulation of cytokinin-activated signaling pathway.